Molecule: messenger RNA, 2625 nt
Organism: Thamnophis elegans (Western terrestrial garter snake)
Lineage: Eukaryota; Metazoa; Chordata; Lepidosauria; Squamata; Natricidae
Gene: ANKS3
Product: ankyrin repeat and sterile alpha motif domain containing 3
Exons: 17
Coding region: 99-2069 (656 amino acids)
Cellular component (GO): cilium
Molecular function (GO): protein binding
Source: RefSeq, a predicted model, not a curated record
GGCGGGGGCACGAGCGAGGCCUGCAGACCCGGCUGACAGCCUCUCUCUCUCGCUCUUCUUACUUUCGUCGCCGCUCGUUCGCCGGAGCGCCGGGCAGAAUGUCGGAACUGAGCGAUGAAGCCAGCGAGACCGAGCUCUUGAACCGCAGCCUAACCAUGUGGCAUGGAGAGAGCCAAGCCGCCAGCCCCCAAGAAUUAGACAUACCUUUGGAUCUUCACACAGCCGCUUCCAUAGGCCAGUAUGAGGUGGUGAAGGACAGUAUUGAACGAGGGGAGAAGGAUUUGGAUCAGAAGAACCGAGGCGGUUGGACUCCGCUGAUGUACGCCUCCUACAUCGGUUAUGACACCGUUGUGCGCAUGCUGCUACAAGCCGGAGCAAACGUGAAUAUGUCCACCCCAGAAGGACAGACCCCGCUGAUGUUGGCAGCCAGCUGUGGGAACGAAUGUGCGGCUGCCUUUUUGCUCCAGCAAGGUGCGGAGUUAGAGAUGACGGACAUCCAUGGGUGGACUGCCCUCUUUCAUUGCACCAGUGCUGGCCAUCAGCAGAUGGUGAAGUUCUUACUGGACAGUGGAGCCAAUGCCAACUGCAGGGAACCCCUUUGUGGAUACUCCGCUCUGAUGGAAGCAGCGGCUUCUGGUCAUGAGAUCAUCGUCCAGUAUCUCCUCAGCCAUGGCGUGAAAGUGGACAUACGGGACAGCACGGGGGCCACAGCACGGACCUUGGCCAUGAAAUACGGACACAUGAAGAUUGUUGGGCUGAUAGACUUGCAUACGGCGCCUGUGCCCAAAGUGUUGCGGAGAGGCACAGGGAAGUACGAAGAUCUGAGCUCCUCUGAUGAGUCUUACUGUGCUCCCCAAAGACAAAGGCCUGCCCGCAAAUCCAGGGGACCCAGUAUUCACGAAGGGCCUCACGCUCUGGCCAAGAUCACAGCAGUCAGAACUGGUGGGAAAAAUCGGCUUCAUCAUGAGCAGGUCCCGCCAGAAGGCUACGUCACCUUUAAAGACGAUGGAAGCGGCUUGGAGGGAGGGGGCCUUCGAUACCGGGAUGUCAUCUCCCCCAUCAAUGACCGUGACGUGGAGAGCAGUAGCAGCCGAGAAGAGAAUUCCUUCUUCACAAAUGACAUGGGUGCCAUCAAGACCAGCAGUAGCAGUGAAGGCCUGGCCAGAACUGUGGGCAUCAGCAGCGAGGGCUCCUUAGAGAGCAAUGAGGAUUCUGACUCAGCAGCCAAGUCCUCCAGCCGAAAACAUGCCAAGAGUUCCAUGAAGGCCAAGAAUCGCUAUGGCAACAGUGACACUCACUGGCCUUGGAAAGCCAAGGCCUCAGCUCAACACCACGGCCCAUCUAAUGAUGAGACCCCCUCCUGCGCUGGACCACAGGACCUGGCCACCUUCCUAGACCAGAUUGGCUGCCUGAAGUACUUGCAAAUCUUUGAGGAGCAAGAUAUUGACCUCCGCAUCUUCUUGACUUUAACGGAGAGUGACUUAAAAGAGAUAGGCAUCACGCUCUUUGGACCAAAAAGGAAGAUGACCUCUGCCAUUGCCCGAUGGCACAGCAGUGCCCGGCCACUGAAUGAUGCCCUUGAGCUGGCCUACGCCGACCGCCUGGAAGCCGAAAUGCAAGAAUUGGCCAUCCAGCUUCACAAGAGGUGUGAGGAGGUCAAAGGGCUGAAAGGACAGGUGAGCCAGGAGCAGGAGCUGCGAGCGGUGGUGGAGAGCUGCCUCAUGGAGCAGGACGUGGCCUGGAGCAAUGCCCAGGCUCAGCUCCAAGAAGUCCAGGGCGUCAACAGAAGUGCUGGGCUCCUCCUGGAACACAUGCGGGCCUGUCAGGCAGAGCUGGCUUCCCGGAUCAACCAGGAGCAGACAGUCAGCCAGGGAUUGGAGAUCAAAGCAAAAUUAGGAGCCAGCCCCGAAGGAUGGUCACCUACCUUGAAGGCCCUUAGCCUGCCUGAGCUGGCAGCUCUUCUGGAGGAAUGUGUGGGGGAAAUGGGGACAACUCUCUCUUCUGUCAACCGUAGCCUUGAGAGGCUACAACGUCCAGAGAAGGGGAAGGCUGUCCACAAACAGCCCUAGCGGUAGAGGAAGACACGCUGACGUUGGGUGAACGUUCCACCCUGAAGCUGUGGUUGCCUGCAAGAGUGAAGCGAGCGCAAGUGAUGGAUCGGCGGCAGAGGCCAUCUCCAGUUAAGGGCCUCGGAAUACGCCGCUGCCAUCGGUGGCGAAGGAGGGCAGAACCGCUGGAUGGCACGCCUGCGGUGCUGAAGGAGGAACGCGGGUCAGAUGAUUCUGCAAAGCCUGGAGAACGUUGAACACAGGAGCUCUCUAAAGCUUGGAAGUGCCAAGGAAGCAAGUUCAUGUGAGCCCAGUUGUGGAAGACGCGGUUUUCUGUCUCUUAAUAAGCAAGCAAGUAUCAUUGAUACCAAUAUCUGAGGUUCUUUCUUCCUCCAUCUCUGGGAGCAUAACGGGAAACAUCACGGCAAUAAAACUCUCAGCCUAAGGAUUUCAUCCUCUCUUGACCUAGAGGCCGAAAGAGUUUGCAAUUCUCCCCUCUCUCAAUUUUAUCCUUUCUUUUCUCUUUCCAAUCAAAUGUGAUUUUUUUAAAAAAAAUAAAGUGGAAAUGCUUAUUUUA